Bubalus bubalis (water buffalo) is the source of this 2361-nucleotide messenger RNA. It is a transcript of the gene AMH, whose product is annotated as anti-Mullerian hormone. The record is from RefSeq and is a predicted model, not a curated record. Gene Ontology annotation, molecular function: growth factor activity. The transcript is spliced from 5 exons. Gene Ontology annotation, biological process: gonad development; Mullerian duct regression. Bases 555 to 2282 code for a protein of 575 amino acids. Lineage: Eukaryota; Metazoa; Chordata; Mammalia; Artiodactyla; Bovidae.
ACCCUUGGGCGAGGACAGACCCUGUGGGCCAGCAGAGUGUGGGAUGGUUCUCUGGGAAGACAGCAGAGCGAAGAAGGCUGUUCACUCUCCUUGGGGGUCUCUGGGGGCCUCAGAGGUAGGGUGAGCAAACACGUGGGCUCACUGGGGGCCAGACCCGCCUACCUGGUGUGAAGUGUCAUCCCCCUUGGGGCUGGCACCCGAAUCCUCCUGGAGCAGGAGCUCCACACCUCGCCCUCCCACACCCCCAGGCUGUUGAUAGUCUGGCUGUCUGGGCCAUGCACUCCUGCUCACAUUCCUGCUCUGGGGAGGGGGAAGAUUUGUCAAGGACAGUCUGACAAAUGGGUCACAGGCCACACACACUGUAUCGCUGCUCAGGAGAUAGGCAGGCAGGUUGGAACAGAAGGGGCUUUGAGAAGGCCAUAGGCCUCCCAGGCUCACAGCAGGCACCAGCCUUCAAGGUCAUGUCCCAGGAGGAGAUAGGGACCGCCCUGCACCACAAACAGCCCUGCUCCCUCUUAUAAAGUAGGGCAGCCCAGCCCCUGGAAGCUCCCAGGAUGCCCGGUCCAUCUCUCUCUCUGGCCCUGGUGCUGUCAGCCAUGGGGGCUCUGCUGAGGCCAGGGACCCCCAGAGAAGAGGUCUCCAGCACCUCAGCCUCGCCCAGGGAGCAGGCCACAGGCAGCGGGGCACUCAUCUUUCAGCAAGACUGGGACUGGCCACUCCCCAGUCUCUGGCUGCCAGGCAGCCCUCUGGACCCCCUGUGCCUGGUGACCCUACAUGGGAGUGGCAACGGGAGCAGGGCCCCCCUGCGGGUGGUGGGGGCCCUGAGCAGCUACGAGCAGGCCUUCCUGGAGGCUGUGCGGCGCACCCACUGGGGCCUGAGUGACUUGACCACCUUCUCAGUGUGCCCCGCUGGCGACAGGCAGCCUGUGCUGGCCCACCUGCAGCGGCUGCAGGCAUGGCUGGGGGAGCCCGGGGGGCGGUGGCUGGUGGUCCUGCACCUGGAGGAAGUGACGUGGGAGCCAACACCCUUGCUGAGGUUCCAGGAGCCUCCGCCUGGAGGAGCCAGCCCCCCAGAGCUGGCGCUGCUGGUGUUGUACCCAGGGCCUGGCCUGGAGGUCACUGUCACCGGGGCUGGGCUACCUGGCACCCAGAGCCUCUGCCUGACCGCGGACUCGGACUUCCUGGCCUUGGUCGUGGACCGCCCGGAGGGGGCCUGGCGCCGGCCUGGGUUGGCCCUGACCCUGCGGCGCCGUGGAAAUGGUGCGCUCCUGAGCACUGCCCAGCUGCAGGCGCUGCUGUUCGGUGCGGACUCCCGCUGCUUCACACGAAAGACCCCGGCCCUGUUGCUCUUGCUGCCGGCGCGGCCGUCGACACCGAUGCCCGCGCACGGUCGGCUGGACUUGGUGCCCUUCCCGCAGCCCAGGGCUUCCCCAGAGCCAGAGGAGGCACCGCCCAGCGCCGAUCCCUUCCUGGAGACUCUCACGCGCCUGGUGCGCGCGCUGCGGGGACCCCCGGCCCGAGCCUCGCCACCGCGGCUGGCCUUGGACCCGGGCACACUGGCUGGUUUCCCGCAGGGCCAGGUCAACCUGUCGGACCCCGCGGCCCUGGAGCGCCUGCUGGACGGCGAAGAGCCGCUGCUGCUGCUGCUGCCGCCGACGGCAGCCACCACCGGGGUCCCCGCAACGCCGCAAGGUCCCAAGUCCCCUCUGUGGGCGGCGGGACUAGCGCGCCGGGUGGCUGCCGAGCUUCAGGCGGUGGCCGCCGAGCUGCGCGCCCUCCCAGGGCUGCCUCCCGCCGCCCCACCGCUGCUGGCGCGCCUGCUGGCACUGUGCCCGGGAAACCCAGACGGCCCCGGUGGCCCGCUGCGCGCGCUGCUGCUGCUCAAAGCACUGCAGGGCCUGCGCGCUGAGUGGCGCGGGCGGGAGCGGAGCGGCUCUGCACGGGCGCAGCGCAGCACCGGGGCCGCGGCUGCAGACGGGCCGUGCGCUCUGCGUGAGCUGAGCGUAGACCUGCGGGCCGAGCGCUCGGUGCUCAUCCCCGAGACAUACCAGGCCAACAACUGCCAGGGGGCCUGCGGCUGGCCUCAGUCGGACCGCAACCCGCGCUACGGCAACCACGUGGUGCUGCUGCUGAAGAUGCAGGCCCGCGGCGCCGCCCUGGCGCGCCCGCCCUGCUGUGUGCCCACAGCCUACACCGGCAAGCUCCUCAUCAGCCUGUCCGAGGAGCGCAUCAGUGCGCACCACGUCCCAAACAUGGUGGCCACCGAAUGCGGCUGCCGGUGACCUCGCGCCGUGCUCCUUGUGCUGCCCCGGCCCGUAUUUAUUCGGACCCCGUCAUUGCCCCAAUAAAGACGGGAACGCA